This is a messenger RNA of Polyodon spathula (Mississippi paddlefish), 983 nucleotides long. Its product is annotated as autophagy-related protein 16-1-like. The coding region runs from base 44 to 958 and encodes 304 amino acids. The transcript has 7 exons. Gene Ontology annotation, biological process: negative stranded viral RNA replication; autophagosome assembly. Gene Ontology annotation, cellular component: autophagosome membrane. The record is from RefSeq and is a predicted model, not a curated record. NCBI's taxonomy places the organism in Eukaryota, Metazoa, Chordata, Actinopteri, Acipenseriformes, Polyodontidae.
CCAAUGUUGCAGAUUUGUGAGUUAUCAGAGUUCCAGGCUAAAUAUGGCUGCGACUGACAGCUCAGGGCGGUCUUCAAGUCCUGUCAAAGUCGGCUUUAACUUAAACAAAACGUCGGAUAAAUGGAAACGUCACAUAGUCCUGCAGCUCAGACAUCGGGACAAGACUCAGAAGUUUAUGUUCCAGGAUGUUAUAAACUCGUAUAUCAAACUGCUAGACAGAUCCAACCAGAAAGCUCAGUUUACACAAGGCUUUCAAAAAGAGGCGCUAGGCCUAGGUGACAGCAGGCAGCCACCAAGAACCAUAUCAUGCGACUCCAAAGAGCUAAUGCUUGCCAGACAUCAGGAUAUAGUGACAGAGCUUCGGAAGACUGGGGGAGAGUUAGCUUACCAGAUUGUGGAACUGAAUCAGAAGGCUAAACUCAAAGACACUGUACUGGAGGAGCAACAUAUCAGUUUGUCUGAGCUGAGGAGGCGGCUGGGAGAGGUGGAGGAUGAGUGGAGGAGCCUGCAAAGCCGUAUGCAGGUGGUGGAGGGAGGGAACCAGGCUUUGAAACAGGCGUAUGAUACCCUGCUGCAGCAGCACCAGGAGAUGGAUGAUAAGUAUAGGCAGGAAAAAAUACAAGGCUCCGAGCUGCUGGAGGAUCUUAUUCGAGUGAAGGAGCUGGCUGCUGAGAACAUGAACCACAAGAACGAACGGAGGGCGCGCGCAAAAGAGGCCAGUCUAAGAAAAGAACUUGCCACGGCUGCAAAAAAGGCAGUAAAUAUUGACAUUGGUUUUGAAAAAGCAGAGCCAACUGACUCAGGGGUUCAGGUGGGAGCGUUUCAGGGAGAAGAGAGACAUGAGAGGCGACAGACAAGACCCUUUAGGUAUAAACCUGCCUGCUUAUGUGAAUUUUGUGAGCUUAAAAUAUACUGGAGUGUAAGAGGGAACCCAUCUGUCUGUCAGUUUCAUUUUUAGAUGUAAAGUGCAUGUACUUACCUGU